AUGAUCUCUAAAGUUCAAAAUCAACCGCCUUUCCCUGAUGGCACUUCUGCCGCCACCUUUCCUCCACCAGAAGCCGCGGAGCAACCGUAUAGCAUCUUUGAUAAGCGACAGAAAGCCCUAAUCGUCGUUAUAAUUUCUGUCGCUGCAACAUGCAUAGCGCCAAGCUUGUGGGGCCCCAUCUCGGAUGUGAAGGGGCGCCGGAUCACGUACUGUUGCACCUUUGUGGUCUUUCUCGGCGCCUGCAUUGGCCUGGGAGAGGCCAAGAGCUAUGCUGCGGUGCUCGUGUUACGAUGCCUCCAGAGCACGGGCAGCGCGAGCACCAUCGCCAUCGGCUCGGGCGUGAUUGGAGAUAUCACGACACGUGAUGAGCGUGGCGGCUUCAUGGGCAUCUUCCAAGCAGGAUUGCUCGUGCCUGUGGCUGUGGGACCGAUCAUCGGGGGCGCGCUGGCGGACUGUUUGGGAUGGAGGGCCAUCUUUUGGUUCUUGGCCAUCUACAGCGGUGUUUUCGUCGUGUCCUUGAUUCUCUUGAUGCCCGAGACACUGAGGUCGGUUGUUGGCAAUGGGAGCCGGAUUCCGUCAAACCCUAUCGCCCGGUAUCCGCUUGUCGUCUACCAAAGAACUAGCCGCAUCAAAUGGGACGUCGCCACCGAGCCCGCGGCAAGAAAACGCAUCGACCUUGUCGGUCCCUUUCGGAUUCUUGUCAGCAAACAAGCCGCGCCCGUCAUCGUCUUUCUCGCUGUUUAUUACGCUGUUUGGCAGAUGAGCAUCACGGCCAUGUCCACUCUCCUUGAGGACCGGUAUGGGCUUGGGGAAACCGAAAUUGGUCUUAGCUUCAUCGCCAAUGGUGUGGGAUCCAUGGUUGGGACGCUGGUCAUGGGAAAGGUCCUUGACAAUGACUAUCGCCGCAUCAAAGCCCGGUAUGAGUCUCGGUCAAACUCGGCCCCUAACGCCAACAUUGAUGGUGACGACUCGGACGGCAAUGAUUUCCCCCUCGAAAAGGCGCGUCUGCGCCUGGUCCCGAUCUUUGCCCUCCUACAGUGCGCAUCCAUCACUUUGUUUGGCUGGACCAUCCAGUACCCGCAAAAGGUGCACAUGGCGGUACCGAUUGUGUCCACCUUCAUCACGGGCUGGACGGCCAUCGCCACCCAAUCCGUCAUCAUGACCUACCUUGUCGAUGUGUUCCACGACCGCAGCGCAGCCGCCAGUGCGAGCCUGAACCUCGCCCGGUGCCUGUUCGCCGCCGCCGGUACGAGCUCCGUGAUGCCCAUGGUCAAUGCCCUUGGCGUCGGGCUAGCCUUCACCGUCUGCGUCGUGGCUCAGCUCGUCGCGCUGCUGGGGCUGGCGGUGCAGUGGAGAUUCGGCGCUAGAUGGAGGAGAGAGGUUGAGAGACGGAGAUAG
Messenger RNA from Neurospora tetrasperma FGSC 2508, 1398 nucleotides. RefSeq lists its product as uncharacterized. The record is from RefSeq and is a predicted model, not a curated record. NCBI's taxonomy places the organism in Eukaryota, Fungi, Ascomycota, Sordariomycetes, Sordariales, Sordariaceae. The transcript is spliced from 2 exons. Bases 1 to 1398 code for a protein of 465 amino acids. Gene Ontology annotation, biological process: transmembrane transport. Gene Ontology annotation, molecular function: transmembrane transporter activity.